Molecule: messenger RNA, 8083 nt
Organism: Helicoverpa armigera (cotton bollworm)
Lineage: Eukaryota; Metazoa; Arthropoda; Insecta; Lepidoptera; Noctuidae
Gene: Abca3
Product: phospholipid-transporting ATPase ABCA1
Exons: 31
Coding region: 218-5317 (1699 amino acids)
Biological process (GO): transmembrane transport; lipid transport
Cellular component (GO): intracellular membrane-bounded organelle; membrane
Molecular function (GO): ATP hydrolysis activity; lipid carrier activity; ABC-type transporter activity
Source: RefSeq, a predicted model, not a curated record
CUGAAAUGUCACUAAUGUCAGUCAGUGGAGUGGACAGGGGGUUCGGCUCCUGAGGUGUAGUUUGUUCGUGUUCAUAGUUUUUUUUAUGACCUUCAUGAACACUAUUAAUUAAUUAAAUCGUGUAAUACAGUGUCUUAAUUGUGGUCAGCUGUGUGUGUGAUAUAAAACAAAAAUAUAUUAUGUAUUCGUAAUGUACAGAUGACCAACAACUGGCACAAUGUCUGCCUUUGAAAAACUAAAGCUUCUCAUUUGGAAGAAUUUUCUUCUACAGAGAAGACACAAAUGGCAAACCAUUUUCGAGAUUGCAUCACCUGUGAUAUUUUCGUUAUUUCUUAUACUAACAAGAUGCCUAGUGGAUCCAAAAUCAAAACCGGAUAUAAGCUAUCCACCAUUUCUCCCAACUUAUUUCAAUAUAAGUGGACGAAAUUUAGGCAAUCUUACAACUGCAAAAACAGGGACUCUGGCAUUCUCACCUGAAAACCCACUCACUAGAAAUGUAACUAGAGAUGCCAUAGCAAUGGUAGCUGAUGACAAUUUCAGUAUAUUAUUUGCUCUCUUGUUUGACUCGAAUUUUCUACCUCAACCUAAAGGCUAUAAGAAUGCUCAAGAAAUGGAGUUGGCCCUAACCCAACCUAAUGCUAUGAAUCAGAUUCUUGUUGGAAUCCAGUUUGAAGACAGCAUGGCAAAUGCCACAGAAUGGCCGGACGACGUUACUUUGACGCUAAGAUUCCCGGCAGUGAUGAGAACGCCGAUGGUAGAACACCCGCUGAGAGCUAGUUGGCGAACGAAUUUAUUGUAUCCGCUGUUCCCGCGGCCAGGCCCUCGCGAUCCAGAUGAUAUGUACGGCGGAAAAACACCAGGGUAUUCACCUGAAAUGUUCUUAGCGGUCCAGCAUGCAAUAUCUCAGGAAAUCAUAAAGCAGAAAACUGGGAAGCCGAUUAACACUAAGGUUUACUUACAACGUCUACCUCAACUCGCAUACAGGGAAGAUCAACUGCUAGUCGCUCUAGAAAGAUUUAUAUCGAUGAUCAUCAUGUUAUGUUUCGCGUAUUCCUUUGUGAAUACGGUCAGGGUUGUAACAUUCGAGAAAGAGUUACAACUAAAGGAAACAAUGACAAUAAUGGGCCUUCCAUCGUGGCUGCACUGGCUGGCAUGGUUUAUCAAACAAUUCUCAUUCCUUUUGAUAUCUGUUGGACUUAUUGUGAUACUAUUUAAGAUACCAUUUAACCGGACGGCGGCUGGCGAUGGAUAUUCUGUACUUACAUUUACACCAUGGAGUGUUCUAUUUUUCUUUAUGAUACUCUUUGUAAUAGCCUCUUUGGCAUUCUCUUUUAUGAUCAGCGUCUUUUUUUCUCGAGCCAACACCGCUGCAUCCUUUAUGGGUCUGGCAUGGUUUGCCGCAUACUCGAUAUACAUGCUCACGCAAGUACUAUACGAAGAUAUAAGCCUGUCAACGAAAUUACUACUUAGUCUGAUAUCCAACACGGCUAUGGGAUAUGCAUUUCAAAUGAUCAUCAUGUGUGAAGGAACUUCGAAAGGUCUGCAAUGGAACGAGUUCUUCACCCCGAUAUCGUACCAAGAUCAACUACAGCCGGGCCACAUAGUCCUUAUGCUGAUUCUCGACUCGAUAUUAUACAUGCUAAUAGCGAUGUACGUGGAGAAGAUACGACCGGGACUCUACGGGGUCCCUUUACCUUGGUACUUCCCAUUCACGAAGAGCUUUUGGAGACCGAAUAAGAGUAAAAUGGCAGAGAUAAAUAAGGACACGCGCGAUAUGGAGUACAAUGAUGCGUUGCUCAAAGUUGUCCAUGACCACGACGAGGAACCCAAGGGCGUGCCCAUGGGAGUCAACAUACAAAAUCUUACUAAAAUCUACAAGGGUCGUAAGAAAGUUGUCGACAACUUGAACUUGAGGAUGUAUGAGAACGAAAUAACCGUAUUACUCGGUCACAAUGGUGCGGGUAAAACCACCACCAUAUCCAUGCUUACAGGCAUGGUCCCCCCGACGUCUGGCAAAGCUUUCAUCAAUGGUUACAACAUUGUGACUGAAACAGGCCUAGCGCGCAAGUCGCUAGGUAUAUGUCCACAACACAACGUGCUUUUCCCAGACCUCACGGUCGCGGAGCACAUCAUAUUUUAUUCAAGAUUAAAAGGCGUACCGAACAGUAAACUGAAAGAAGAAGUAAACCAUUUUGUGAAACUCUUGGAAUUGGAAGCAAAGCGUGAUGUGACUUCGAACAAAUUAUCUGGGGGUCAGAAGCGUCGUCUGUCGGUAGGGGCGGCGAUGUGCGGGAACUCGCGCGUGGUGCUGCUGGAUGAACCAACGUCCGGCCUCGACCCUGCCGCCCGCCGCGCACUCUGGGACCUCCUGCAAAAAGAGAAGAAAGGUCGAACAAUGAUCCUCACGACUCACUUCAUGGACGAAGCCGAUGUUCUGGGCGAUCGCAUAGCUAUCAUGUCCGGAGGAAGACUUCAGUGCGUAGGAACUCCUUACUUCCUUAAAAAACAUUACGGCAUUGGCUACAAAAUUACCAUUGUAAAAGGAGACAACUGUAUCCCGGAUGACAUCACCAAAUUUUUCAAAGUUUACGUACCUGACAUCAAAGAAAAUACUAAUAUAGGUUCCGAAUUAACAUAUAUCUUGCCAAGCGAUAAUGUCAGUAAAUUCCCAGAAAUGCUUAAAGAAUUCGAGGCAAAAAAAGAAGCUUUGGGUGUUUCUAGCUAUGGACUUUCUGUUACCAGUUUAGAAGAAGUUUUCAUGAAGGCAGGCGCAGAGGAUGUAGAGAGUCCGUCAGCGAAAUCGAAUAACCAUGGCAGCUCCAGAGCGUAUAAUGAGUGUGCCAUAGCUCCUCUAGCCAAUCACAACUGCGCGGACAACGAACCUAUACAAAAAGUACGAGGCUACAGACUCCUCAGGAAUCACAUAAAAGCGAUGUUUUUGAAACUCGCGUAUAACUCAAUGAGAAACAAAUUGACUGCUUUAAUACAGUUCGUGACGCCUAUAAUUAACAUAACAAUAUCAGUGGUUAUAGCGAGGUCUUGGAAGUUUUUGUCUCAACUGCCACCUCUGACGUUGAGUCUAGAGAGCGGUUUCGCGACGACGGAAACUUUGAUGUCCCAAGCGAACGUAACGGAUGGUAGCAUUGAAGCUAAGGCAAUGACGGCGUAUAAGGAUUACUUUAAAAAAUCAACGUACCCUGGAAUGACGUUUACAGAUUUAGGCACCUCUAAUUUGGGGAAAUUUUAUUUAAAACUGAGCGAAGCAGACCUCUCGAGAGUGAGAAACGAAAUUCCUAUAGGAGCUACUUUUGGGGCUCACAAUAUUACUGCCUGGUUCAGUAAUUACGGGUACCACGACUCAGCUAUAUCACUCGCUCACGUCAACAACGCCAUAAUGGGGGCUUUGUCACCUGGAAGCACUCUGAAAGUUGUCAAUCAUCCAUUGCCGUACUCUAUUGAACAUUUGGUAAAAGUCAUGGCGUCUGGAAGCAGUAUGGGAUUCCAAUUUGCAUUUAACAUCGGUUUUUGUAUGGCUUUUGUGACUGCAUUCCUCGUACUUUUCGUCAUUAAGGAACGCAUAAGUGGCGCGAAGCUUCUACAGCGAGUGUCGGGCGUUCGGCCGGCGGUGAUGUGGGUGACGUCUCUCAUAUGGGACUGGAUGUGGCUGUUCAUGGUCUAUCUCUGCAUCGUGUUCACUCUGGCAUGCUUUCAAGAGAGCACACUAUCUACGCCUGCUGAAUUAGGCCGAGUACUUCUAGUCUUAAUGGUAUUCUCAAUAGCAACAAUACCGCUUCACUACCUCGCAUCAUUCUAUUUCGAGGCUGCCGCCACCGGCUUCUCGAAAAUGUGCUUCAUGAAUAUAUUCACAGGUUGCAUGCCAUUUUUAAUCACCGAAUUAUUGAGAUUACCAGAAGUAGGCAGUCCGUUUUACGCUCAUCUGUUCGACUGGAUUUUUUCUCCGUUGCCCAUUUACUGCAUCAGUAGAAGUUUCAGGGACAUGAGCGUGUCAUCGUUCUCCAUGCUGGCAUGCGACGGGUUGUGCGAUCAGCUGAACAUUGACAACUGUACGCGGCACACCAUCUGUCGACAACUCAACCUCUCCGUGUGUUGUAUCGAUGACAACCCGUACAUGCAGUGGGAUGAGCCCGGCAUCGGAAGAUAUCUGUUCAUGAUGAGCAUGGUCGGAAUAAUAUCCUUCACAUUACUGCUCAUUAAGGAAUAUGAGCUUUUAAAUAAGGUGUUCUACUCCUCGAGUAACCAGCCAACGCCGCCUAUUUUAGAAGAAGACAGUGAUGUGUCCACAGAACGGUCCGCGGUCCAAGAAAUGACCAGAGCGCAAAUAUCACAGCAAAGCCUCGUUUGUAGAGACCUCACUAAAUUCUACAAGCAGUUCCUCGCUGUCAAUAGACUUACGUUUGCGGUGCACAAAGGCGAGUGUUUCGGCCUACUAGGCAUCAACGGUGCAGGAAAGACGUCCACGUUCCGCAUGUUGACGGGCGACGCGCACAUAUCGGGCGGCGACGCUUUCGUACAUGGAAUGUCUUUAAAGACGCACCUGCAAGAUGUGUAUAGGCAUAUAGGCUAUUGUCCGCAAUUCGACGCCCUAUUCGAGAACUUGACGGGUCGCGAGACGCUGCGUAUCUUCUGUCUGCUGCGCGGAAUACCGGUCGACGUGGGCAAUGCGAGGGCGCUUCACCUCGCUACCACGCUUGGUUUCUUGAGGCACUAUGAUAAAAAGGUUUAUGAAUGUAGCGGUGGAACUAAAAGAAAAAUUAGUACCGCUGUGUCUUUACUCGGAGAUUCGUCUUUGGUGUUCCUUGACGAGCCGACUACAGGCAUGGAUCCAGCAUCAAAGCGUCUGGUCUGGUCGUGUAUCAGCGAGGCAGUGAUGGCGGGUCGCAGCAUAGUGCUGACGUCACACAGCAUGGAGGAAUGCGAAGCGCUCUGUUCGAGACUGACCGUCAUGGUCAACGGACGUCUGUAUUGCUUGGGACCUCUGCAGCAUUUGAAGAAUAAAUUCUCGCAAGGUUAUACCUUAAUAGUUAAAAGCAAAUCCGGGCCAGACAGAGAUGCCGAUGUAGCCAGGAUAGACAGUUAUAUUACUGAAAAAUUCCGUGAAUCCAAACUUAUUGAAUCCUACCUGGGCAUCAGCACAUACUACAUCAACGACACGGGUUUGCCCUGGUGGAGUGUUUUCGACGUGAUGGAGGAAGCUCGCAGGCAGUUCCCUAUAGAAGACUACUCCGUAUCCCAGACCACGCUAGAGCAAGUGUUCCUACAGUUCACGAGGUUGCAAGGUAACGAGACUGAAGCCUAAACACCAAUAAGUAGUUUGAUGUUCAUUUACUUAUAGUCUACGUGCAUCGGAACACCACUGUUCUGCGAAGAUCCUUUUCGAUAGUACAACAAAACUUUAGAAUCUGUGUCGUAUUUCUACGAAAUCAGGUUGAAAUUCCUUUGUCAAAAAAUUGUGUGUUAUGUCGUCACGAUGUGCGUAGGCUAAUAAGCGUCAGGGUAAUACAUGAAACAGUUGAAUAAAUGUUCUUAACGGCUAUAGGUUCGAUGGAACAGUUUUCUUCAGCAAAGUUUCAAAAUAUAGUACAAUUAUUUUAUUUUUCAAAGUCACAUCUGAAACUUGUCUCAAUAUAAAUAGUUAUUAUUAAUAUACUCAACAAUACCGUAUUUUUCUGUCGUUAAAUAUAACAAUCCAAGCGGUACAAUAUCCAAAGAUAAUCCUCGUUACUUGGAGUUCGUCAGUCUCAAUUUAGUACUUAAAAAUAAUUAGAUCUAUUAAAGUAAGAAAAUAAAGCAAGCAAUUUGAAUGUUCAAUAUUUUAUAUGUGAAAUUAAAUAAGUCAUUCGCGCUCAUGGUUUCACCCGCCCCUGGAGGGAACAAUUUUCCCAAAACAUUAAAAAGUACAUAAUAUGUAAUUCUGAUAUAAGCUGUAUUACUACCAAGUUUCAUCAAUAUCCAGAAGUUUUCGGGUGAAGGAGCAACAAAUAUACACACAUACAUCCAAAAAUUUCUAAUAUUAUUAGGAUAAAUACAUAAAUGUUAAAAUAAUGCGUACUGCAACUGUAUUGUUAAAUGUUGUUGUUGAUGUGUCUGACUGUAUACUGAAUUAUAUUUACAUAAUAUUUAUGUCUAUACUAUACUAUGCACAGCGGAAAAGUUCAACUUAUAGAUAUUAUAUAAUAGAUCUUUUAUAAAGUUCAUAAAAUAGUGAUUAGUAAAAUAUUUAGUUACAUAACGUUAUUUUACGCCAUUCCGUUAUUAUUUUUAAAUAGUGCCGAUAGAUCUGAAUGCAGUAUACAACGUAUAAUCUCAAGAUGUAUGACAUCGAGAAAGGUUUACAAUUAAUUAUUUAUUUUAAGGUAAUAUUAAAUUCUUUUUUGUAAUAUACCCACCAUAGUACAUUUUUACAUUGAAGAUACCUGAAAGCUUUGAGAAAGAUAUAAACAAAGAAGAACUUAUUGAUAUUCAGGUAUUUCUCAGGACUAUUUUUGAAUUCAGGAUAAGUACAUCAAUAUGCUUUGUAUCUUUGACUAAUAUAAAUCUCCAUGAUUAAAAAAAUAAAACUAUGAUCUACUAGCAUUAUUCGAAUACUUUCCUUUUCAAAAAUAAUGUUAUGAUAAAAAAUCUAAAAUGUAUUUGUGUAUUUUGUUUUUUAGUUAAUGUAAAUUUCAGUAUUUAUAAUACCCUAUUUCUGUAUCUAUGUACUUACUUUUAGUGAGAUAAUUCAAUGGUGCUUGUCCUUCUUUUAAGAAAAUAAAUGUGGUCGAGUAAUUGUCAUUAUAUUAUGGAAAAAAUGCUUAAAGAUCUGAAAACCGGUAGGUUGGUUUUUCAUUAGUGGCAAGUCGCUUUUUGUAUAAUAUUGGUAAUCCGAAAAAUCCAGGUUAAAGAAAAUUAAACAAUAUAAGUAAUAGAAUCUAUUUUCGAAUCCUAUGUAUUGUGGUUUGUUGUCAAUAGAUUAUUGAAAGUUUAUCUAAUUGAGCUUGUAAGAGAUCUUCAACUAGGAAACAUCUUGCCAUUUAUUUAAUUUACCACAUAAGUAGAAAAAUAUUAAAUAUUUAUUGUUAUUUGCAAUCUCAAAGAAUGGACGGCCUACAAACAGUAAGAUAACUUAUUGUGGGUAGAGAUUAUAGUACAAAGUUAUGUAGUACAGACACCAGCACAUCAAGCUACUACAAUCUGUCAGACUUCGUUGAUCGAUUAAAAACUUUACCUCUGAAGUAUAAGGUUCAAUUUUGAAAAAAAUACAGAUUGAAGGAGUCUGAUGUGCUGGCGUAUGUACACUUACAUAAAAUCGCAGUUUAUGAAUAUAUCCACAAAAAAUUAACUCUGUUCUAUUAUAUGAAGUAUUGUUGUGUUAAUUUUACUGUCCAACAACGGUUAUAACAAAUGAAUAACGCAAAAGUUAUGCUUAUUUUGUUGUGCACAAGUUAUAAAACUGAGUAGACUUUUUUUAAUCUGAAAGUAAUGUCUAAAGUUAAUUUCAGACAAGUCGGUAAACUAUUAAAAAAAGGUUGCUGUAGGUAAAUUCGAUUUAAUUCUUCUUUGAAAAAAGCUUUGCGUUAAUAGUCAUUACAAUACUGACAUUUAUUAUGUGGGUAUGAGCGAGCAACGCAAUUGUUAAUAACUGUCUAUAAAACAGUAUUGAUGAAAAUGAAUUUGUGUGAUAUGAUUUGUGAUUUAUUAUUAUUUUAAAAGUGUUAUUGCUAUUAAAAUAUAUAUAUUUAUUUAUAAAAUGUGCCCCAUGCUACCAAUAUAGCAGAUGCCAUGUACAGUAAGUUCGGGCUAAUAAAAUGAAUUAUUGCAUUAGUACAAGUUCCUUUGAAAAUGCAGUAUUACAAGCCAAUCUCUUUUACGAUAAAUAGUGAAUGUAGAACUCAUAAUGCCUCUGUCAAUUGCUACUUUAUUAUUACGCUUCAACAGUACUUAUACAACUUAUAAUUUAUUGCAACUAUUUGGCUUUAAUGUAUUGCUUAUAACCUCUCAAUGUUUUGUAUGUUAUUUCAUAAGGACGGUGUUUGUAUUGUGUAGUGUUUAUAGACAAUUUUUUAAUAAAACUAAGAAUAUUUUA